Messenger RNA from Nelumbo nucifera (sacred lotus), 564 nucleotides. NCBI's taxonomy places the organism in Eukaryota, Viridiplantae, Streptophyta, Magnoliopsida, Proteales, Nelumbonaceae. The record is from RefSeq and is a predicted model, not a curated record.
AUGGCCGCAGCACCACAAUAUGGUAACUAUGCAGAAAUCCAAGAAACAGGAGCGCGCAAGAGAUGUAAGGUGGAUGGGCAGGAGAUAGAGGUAACUUUCUCUCGAGCUUAUAUUGAUGGCAUGGAUUUUGUGAUCAUGGACAGCCCUAUGUCUUGCAAUAUUGAGAAAAAUAUAUAUGGGGGAGGCCGAGGGGAUAUUUUUAAACGCAUGGUUCCCUUCUAUAAGGCUACUCUUGAGGUUCUCCUUUGUGAGUAUACCCGGUGCGUUCCCGUGAUCCACAACAUAGCACACCGGGGCCGCGGUCCAGUACGCGAUUUUAGUUAUGUAGAUCUUCCACAAAACUACUUCAAACUAUAUGACCCAGGAGGCGGGGAACACUUCAAUGCCCUUGCGGCUGGAUUGAGUGUAGCAGAUCGUGUAGUCACUGUAAGCCAUGGUUACGCCUGGGAGCUAGAAACUAAAGAAGGUGGCUGGGGUUUGCAUCAAAUAAUCCAGCUUUAUGCACUGAGAUACGGAGCAGUCCCUGUUGUUCAUACUGUUGGGGGACUGAGAAAUAGUGUGUAG